Messenger RNA from Cydia amplana, 1558 nucleotides. RefSeq names its product heterogeneous nuclear ribonucleoprotein 27C (gene Hrb27C). The record is from RefSeq and is a predicted model, not a curated record. Gene Ontology annotation, molecular function: mRNA binding. The transcript is spliced from 11 exons. NCBI's taxonomy places the organism in Eukaryota, Metazoa, Arthropoda, Insecta, Lepidoptera, Tortricidae. Gene Ontology annotation, biological process: regulation of translation. Bases 116 to 1549 code for a protein of 477 amino acids.
CAUGACUUUUUUGAGAAAGCGGAUAUGGUUGGUCCGCCAUAAUCGUGUGGGUCUGUGCUUGUGUGGUUGGGGUGUCUUGCCGGUGCCAACCAUUAUUUUUAAUUAGUAGUAAGUUAUGCGUAUGAAUCCAGACAUGGACGAUGAUGAGAAGGGAAAACUGUUCGUGGGCGGGCUAUCAUGGGAAACGUCGCAGGAGAACCUGCAGCGCUACUUCUCGCGCUACGGCGACGUGAUCGACUGCGUGGUGAUGAAGAACAGCGAGUCGGGCCGCUCCAGGGGCUUCGGCUUCGUCACCUUCGCGGAGCCCUCGCUCGUCAACGUGGUGCUGCAGAACGGGCCUCACCAGCUGGAUGGAAGGACCAUCGACCCGAAGCCGUGCAACCCUCGCACCCUGCAGAAGCCGAAGCGCGGCGGCGGCUACCCCAAGGUGUUCCUCGGCGGGCUGCCCUCCAACAUCACGGAGACCGACCUGCGCGUGUUCUUCGGCCGCUACGGCAAGGUCAUGGAGGUCGUCAUCAUGUACGACCAGGAGAAGAAGAAGUCCAGAGGCUUCGGAUUCCUGUCGUUCGAGGAGGAGAUGUCCGUUGAGAGGGUCACCCAGGAGCACUUCAUCAACCUCAACGGGAAACAGGUGGAGAUCAAGCGCGCGGAGCCGCGCGACGGGUCCGGCAAGCUGGGCUCGGGCGGCCUGAGCGCGCCCGGCGACGCGCCCGCCGCCGGCCAGUGGGGCCCGCCCGCCGCCGCGCCGCUCAACAUGAUCCAGGGCCACAACGGCCAGAUGCCCGGCCCGCCCAUCAACAUGCCCAUGGCCGGGCCCAACAUCAUGCAGGGGUACCAGGGCUGGGGCACGUCGCCGGGGCAGACGUCGUACGCGGGGUACGGCGCGGCGGGCGGCGCGGCGGGCCCGGGCUCGUACCAGGGCUGGGGCGCGCCGCCUCAGCAGGCGCCGCCGCACCAGCCCGCCUGGCCCGCCAACAACAACUACUCGCAGCACCAGCAGCCGCCGCAGCAGGGCUACGGCAGCUACGGUUCGUACGUGCCGCUGUCGGAAGGCGGCGAGAUGUACGGGCGCUCGGGCGGCGGCGGCGCGCCGGCGCUGGCGGGCGCGCUGUCGUCCGCCGCCGCGCUGUCCAAGUCCUCCUCCGCGGACUACUCCUCCUACCAGCAGUACCCGCCCGCCUACCAGCAGGACCAGGGCUCGUCGUACGGCGGCUCGGCGCGCGCCUACAGCGCCGAGUACCACGCGCCCGCGCCGCCCGCGCAGCAGCCAGAGGGCGCGGGCGCGGGCGGGCCGGCCGGCAGCCCCAAGUUCAUGGCCGUGCAGAUGAGCGACGCCACGCCGCCCCAGGUGCCCAUGAUAUACUGUGGUGCCAUGGUGUCCCCCCAACAGUCGUUUUGUAACGUCUCCGACAUCUCUGCGUCCGCAUCAGGUGACGAUUACGAGUAUACUGGGGGCUCAGGGGAUGGCUACCAGCGGUCGUCGAAGCGCGGCUACCACGGCUCGAGCUCGGGCUCAACUGCCGCGUCCUACCAUCCCUAUCGGCGUUAGCGAGUGACC